Hydractinia symbiolongicarpus is the source of this 875-nucleotide messenger RNA. RefSeq lists its product as uncharacterized. The record is from RefSeq and is a predicted model, not a curated record. Lineage: Eukaryota; Metazoa; Cnidaria; Hydrozoa; Anthoathecata; Hydractiniidae. Bases 369 to 818 code for a protein of 149 amino acids. The transcript is spliced from 4 exons.
CUCAGGGGCAUGAAGACAACUGUAAUGCAUAUCCUGACGCUCAGAAUAUGCAUUUUAUGUUUGUGCAUGUGACGAAGUACAAAGGAGACACUUAUACAUUCCUACCCAUUCUCCAAAAAUAUCUACAAAUAGUCCUUAGCAUACUGAACGUGUUGUAUCUAUUCAUUCGAAUGGAAAUACAUUGUUUUCUACCAAUUUUGUGUUAUUAUUCUGGAACCCAAAGCCAUUAAUGGAAAAUCAGAAGUUAUAGAAACCGUGGAUAACUAAUAACAGUUUGACAUGUUUUGAAAAAGAGUUUAAUUCCAUGGUUACACCUCCUUAUAUUGACUGACCUGUAAGGUGUAUUAUUUAGAAUGAACUGACCUAAAAUGAAUUCAAAUUUGCAAAACGACAUGGCAUGCUUGGUUGAUUCCCUGGAGUUUUUUAAAGAUGAUAUACCACAACGCACACAAGCAUUGGAACAUCUUGCAGAUAUGUGUUUACAAGAUAAAGGGUCCAUCCUUUUUAAUAAAACAAAUGGUUUAGCAACUGUUUUUAAAAUCGCAUUUAACAAAAAUACACCUCAAGUUGUUGUGCAGAAAGCAUUACUGACACUUGGCAACGCUUGCCUCAAAAGUGAUGAGAAUAAAGGUAUUCUGUGGUCUGAACAAGUGCUGCAAUUUCUUCAUGAUAUUUUAUUAUCAAAAGAUCAAAGUGUCAAAAUUAUUGCCUCAACAACUUACUUUCUUGCUUGUUUGUGCAGUAAUAAUGAUAUUACCACCCAAAAGGAAACCAAAAAAAUUUUAAAGUUGAAGAAUGGUUUGACAAAGCUGAUAUAAACUCGCCAGUUAUAUUAAAUCACAUAUCGCAUGCAUUAAAAGCUCUUAUAAAUAAAC